AUGUUGUUGUUGCUCAGAGGCAAAAACUCCAAGUCAACUACGACUUUGCGGGCAGUCCCAGCAAAUCCCGAAAACGAAAAAGAUGUACACUCGGAGGCACGGGAAUUAGUGCUACCAGAGUCCCUGUUCACUGAUGAUAUCAAGUCACCUUUGUCGAUAACUUCUGGCACAACUUUUCCAACAAAGUCCACAGCCAUAUGGCGCAAGAAGAACACAGCGAAGCCAACAGGAACCAAACGCGCUUCCAAAAAGUCGAAAUCAUUCGAUAGCCAGGCCUCGAUAAUCGGAACAUAUAAAGACGGCAAGAUUCAAUGGCAGCGAAGAGGCGAGAUUGUUACUCUCGACAGCCACAAGAAUACCAAAGGCACAAACGGGCAGGAGAAAUCUAAGAUGCCUGCAACAAUCCCCAGCGGGAGAUGUGACCAGCCGCUUCCGCCACUCCCGUUCUUCGAAGCCACUUUUGGUGAGCUGAGAAGCAGAUAUUCUAUCUCGCCCCCAUUAGCAGGCGACAGAUGCAGGUGGGCCCAGUCGCAGGCGUCGCUUACUUCACAGCACUCAAGACGUACGACUAGUCAAACUUCUCCUGCAAGAUCUCCCAAAUCACGGCACACCAAGGGUGCGGCUGGAAUUGUACACACGUCAAUUUAUAGUUGCUCGGUUUAUUCCCAAGAGAGCGAAGUGUCGUCAUUACGCAGCUACCGGUCCUCAGAGACAAGCUUCGAAGCCGACAACCCCCCAAAACAAGGAAAGCCGGACGCAGCGAUAAACAACAAGGAAGGCCAACGAAAAGCGCCGCCAACCGAGCCGCCCCGAAGAUAUAUGCAUCAGCCCUCCAGCUCAGAGGGUGCAAUCUUUCGAGCUACUACCCAUGGCACUCAUGCAUCCUGUAAUACCCCGCAUAACGCCGAAGCAUGCGAACCAAAAAUAGAGCGAAAGUCCUCCAAACGGAAUAGUCCGCGGCGACGUCCAGCCCCGAGCCCGCGUCUUGUCUUACAGACACAAGCCACUCAUCACAGCGAGACCAGGCAUUCGUCGGUCAUCGAGCGAGGGCCUUGCAGCCCCACUCUUAGCGAGGCCGAAUGCGACCUGCAUCAGCAAUUGGCUUCAUUCGAGAGCAUUGGCGACCUUGGGGCGGAAUUUGAUCAAGAUAGGACCCCCCUUGCAGAAGCCAAUCUUUUCCAGUGGGAUGCACUUCAACCUUCAACUGAGGGCGAUAAUGUACAGAUGUCUCUCACAGAAUUGGCACCGAGUGAUCAACUCAGUGCUCCGCCUCCCUUGCCUCGCAAAUCCAGUAAACGCCAGCCAGCGAACUGGAACAUGAAAUUAUCUCGCCUUCCACACAACCACAUUGCUUCACAGGUCCGACGAGGGCGCUCCAAGGCGAGCAAGACGCUAACACUCAUAAUCCCAAAGUACAGGAGGACAAGCGCAGACAUGGUGCUGUCCCAGGUCCCAAAUCCACGAAACGAUACCAAUGCGACUGAAAGAAACACAACCGACCCGAUCAUCUCGCCCGCUGGAGCCGAGUCUCUCAUCCUGAACAUCUUGCAGCACCUAAGUCACUUUGACGAUCUUUUCGCUGCUGCUCUUGUCAACCAUGGCUUUUACCGAGUUUUCAAGCGCCAUGAACUCGAUCUCAUCAAGUCGACUCUGCGAGCCAUGUCCCCUCCGGCAUGGGAAUUUCGGGAAAUUGCGUUCCCUGGCCAUGACAGUUUGCACGCACACGAUCUCGAGAUGACUCGGCCCGAAGAGGAAUACUCUCCUACGUCGUACCUGCGGCUCCAGAAACAAGACAUUCAAGUGAUCCGCGCCAUUAAGCUGGAGAUUUUGGAAAAGUGCCAGUCGUUUGUGCGACCAGAGAUAUCGAUUGCGCUUAUGAGUACGAAUCCAUCAGAGUCGGCUAGGGUAGACGAUGCGCUAUGGCGCAUAUGGACAUUUUGCACAAUUUUCGGCUCAGGCAAAGGACGAGAGGAUGACCUUGUUGCGCAAAUGGAUUGGCUGAAUGGAGGAACAAUGGCCCAUCAGGAAACUUGCACUUUCAGCAUCUCGGGCACGGAUUUCAUGAAUGAUACGCUCGUCGGUGCUUCUGAGAGUUUUGGCAAGGGCAACGAAGGCGGGCUCAGUGCCGAGCAGCUCUUUGACAUUAUGGAGUUAUGGAACUGCUUAGCAGUACUCUUGCAAAGCUUCGAAGGCCGAACAGUCCAAGCACGCCAGGCAGGAAUAUACGACGCUACAGAAAUUCGAGGCGGAGAUAUUGAUGGUGAAGAGAUGAUGCUUGAUGAAUGGUGUUACUACCUUAUGACCUUUGGUCCAGCCGCUGUCCUGAAACUAACUGGACCCUACCACCCCUCCAAUCCCAAAGGCUUUACAAUUGCUGCCGAGAACGGCUGGGUCAACUGGAAGCCCCCGAAUCCCGGAAAUACCCGUCGCAAGUUUCUCCGGGAAGCCGCUUCCCGUAUCUACGAAGACAAGAUAGCAAACACCUACGCAAAGAUCUCUACCCGCGACGUCCAGCGCGAGCAAUCGAAGAUGCGCAUCCAAAAGCACAUUAAUGAACUGCAUCAACGCAAAAUAAGCGGUGAAACUGGCCCGAUGAUUUCCAUGUCGCAAGAACGACCCAUGUCGGACUGGGAUACAGUCCUCAGGAACUUGACUCGUCCUCCGAUUCCUAAACAAGGCCCAACAGGCGAUAUUAUCACUCAUGUACCUGGUCUCAAAUCAUCAGUAGCAAUUCCCAACGAAGGCUACUCUAUAUCGGAGCUCCCAGCAACAAGAACCCCUUCACCAACUCAAAGGAUAGUCGCUCGACCGCUGCUACCGACGCCAGCACCCUCGACGAUACCUGCUCUCGACCAACGUAGUGUAGUCUCAGGCCUGCCGUCCGCCGAAGAAAGUGUAGUAUCGCCUCAAUGGAGAACAGCAGCGAGGCCUCUUCUCCCAUCCCCAUCAAUAUCCACCUUCCGGAGCAACCGCGACCUGUAUACCCUGGACGCCAUCUCUAGCAUUGGUUCACCGACCCGCCGCAUGAUCGCAGAGCCUCUCCUCCCAACCCCCUCAACCACGACAGCAUCCAACACACGCGACUGGCAAGCUGGCGGCAUAGGCAUCUCGAUGCCUUCAAUCCUCGAAGACGCACCUUCUCACCACCCUCUAUCUCCUGUGCAAGCCCGACCCAACCAUCUUGUUUUCCAUCAACGCAAAGAGAGCCGCGACAGCGACCUCAGCUCAUCCGCCAGUCCCCGAAGCGCAAUCUUCCAGCAGCACGAGCGCCAGCACUCCAUCUACUCGAGCCCCAGCCACGAGAACACGGCUGAAAAAGCUAUUUACCGCAUCGUAGAAAUGGGAUUUACGCCCGAGCAAGCAAGAGAGGCGCUGCGCAUGACGGAUCUCGGGUCUGGACUCAGAGUUGACUGCGCAGUAGAGUUGCUGCUUAGCCGACAGGCAUAA
Messenger RNA from Bipolaris zeicola 26-R-13, 3447 nucleotides. RefSeq lists its product as uncharacterized. The record is from RefSeq and is a predicted model, not a curated record. Lineage: Eukaryota; Fungi; Ascomycota; Dothideomycetes; Pleosporales; Pleosporaceae. Gene Ontology annotation, molecular function: protein binding. The transcript is spliced from 2 exons. Bases 1 to 3447 code for a protein of 1148 amino acids.